AUGAUUCAUAUAUUAGUAAUUGCUUGGCAAUGUUUUUUUGUCAUCGAGAGCAUUCACUUCAAUGGCGGUACGAUUCGGUGGGAACCUGUUGAUCCCCAAACCAAUUCAAGCCUGGUUGCAAUUAAUAUCAUACAAUCAUAUUCUUGGAGCUAUCCGACGAUACGAUGUGCAAACGAUGUACCAAUUUCCACCAGUGGUCGAAGUGGUACGAACAGCAAUCUAACAUGCGUUGUUGACUGUUCAAGCGAUGGCGGCUAUUCAGCGAACCCAGUGAAUAUUUUAACUGAUUGCGUUUCGACUAAUCCGUCGCUAGGCAUGAUGACUAGUAAACGAUCAGUCAAUACAACACUCAUAGCCGAUGCACACUUCUACAUAUCGUAUCGAGGAAGUGCUUGGCAGACUAUAGGAAGUCCGCCACAAAGGGAUCUUUACUGGUCAAUUGUAUGUUUCAUUGACCUUCGACGACGAUCAGAUGGUAUCAUAAACACCCCACCCGAAGCGAACGUCAUUUCACCACAAUAUGCCAUCGUGAACAGGACCACUCAAAUUCAAAUACCCGUGUCAGACGUCAAUACAGGUGAUGAUUUACGGUGUCGAUGGUCAGUGUAUGUGCCUGGAGUUCGAAGACGGAGACAAUCAAAUGCAGACGAAAAUCUAUAUGACCGAUCGGCUCAUCAAAUGUAUAGAAAAAUAGACGGAGACGGAGAAAUUCCUCAUAUUAGAAAAAAAAGAACAUGUGGUGGUGGUUAUACAUGCUCUGGUUCCAUGUGUAAUUAUCAAUGCUGUUGCUCCAGUGCAUCUUGUCCCUCAGCACCUAGCUGUACGGGUCAGAACUGUAACUCACCUUCUGGUUGUCCGAUUGUAACAACAACUACGACAGAAUCAACAACAACUACGAGAACAUCAACAACAACUACGAGAACAUCAACAACAAUAACAACAACCGAAAGUAUGACUACCGUUGAAACCGCAGGAACGUUACCAGUCACUAGCUCGUAUCCAAUACGCCAGGCCAUUGACGAAUGUGGCGGUAUUUGCUAUCCGAAUACGGUACCCGUUGGUACUACUUUGUCAAACUGCACACUAACAUUUACAGGACUUAUACCAAACACUUGGUAUGCUGUUUCAAUUCAAGUUGAAGAUUUUAUCAACUCCACCAGUAUGAUUCCUAUGAGCUCAGUUCCAGUUCAAUUUCUGAUUUACGUCAUGCCGACACCAAACUGUUCCAUAGCACCGACUAUUGUGCCACUGGAUGGUUGCCUCGAAGUAGCAGCAAGCGUUAUGAAAAGCUUCAAUAUAUCUGUAAUCAAUAGAUGUAACCCUUUCAUCUCGAAUGUCAGUAGUGUUGUUGUAUCAAAAGGAGUUACUGGGAUGCAAGUUAGCAAUAUAACACAAUCAUCAACAAAUGUAUCCAUGGUCUAUACUACAUUCACUUGGACACCGGAAACAAAUCAACUUGGUCAGCAACAAUUGUGCAUAAUAGCUGUCACUGAUGAGAUGGUACAAUCUGCGGAGUAUUGUGUUAUAUUCACUGUAAUAGCUUCAUCUUUUCCAUGUGUGACAACAACGACUAGUACAACGACAUCAUCAACCAGUAGUACUACAACCACAUCGACAAGCUCGAGCACCACAUCAACUUCAACCACAGCAACUACGACUACAACAACGACAUCAUCGACCAGUAGUACUACAACCACAUCGACAAGCUCGAGCACCACAUCAACUUCAACCACAACAACUACGACUAGUACAACGACAUCAUCAACCAGUAGUACUACAACCACAUCAACAAGCUCGAGCACCACAUCAACUUCAACCACAACAACUACGACUAGUACAACUUCAACAUCAACUUCCACAACAAGCACAACAACGACUACAGUCACUACGACAACAGCGACAACAACAACAACAACGACGACGACGACAACAACGAGUAUAGGAAGCAACAUCAAAUGGCCGCUUAUAUUAGGAUUAUCAUUGUUGUCUCUACUAUUAGCUUGUUGUUGUUCCGGCUGGCUAAUCUAUUGGCUGUUGCGGAAAUCUGCAAGACAUCGUCACCAACAACAGAAAGUGAAACGUACUGAUCAUGAUCUACUGUCUGUGGAACGCUCGGGACAAAAAAAACGUUAUCGUGAAUUGAAUAAAAAAAUUCGACUUACAACACCUAAUAUCAACGAUCAUGCGUACGAUUCAAUCGACCUCAUUAAGGAGAGAGACAGUUACUUAUCCUUGACUAAAAGUCAAACGAGUGCAGAGAUCAAUGACAUUCGCGUACAGGACGCUGAAACCCCUUCUGAAAUUAGAAAUGCAACGAUUCAAUCGCCAAAUCAUGCACAAGAAAAUACCAGUGCAUCAGUGAAUCGUCGCUCUGGAGUUCAAGUUUGUCGUGUGAGCCGAGUGUCCAAGUUGUAUGAGAGCAAUGAAAGUCUAAGCAAUACACAACGAUUAACUGGUGACAAACCAAUAAGAACUGCAUCAAUGUUACCGCAGAAGGUUAGUGGGAUUACUGUUAUCAAAGUUCCACGAAACAAGAACGUUAGGGCUGUUAGUGCCGAUGCAAACUCGAAUAAACUCGACGAACAGCAACAUUGCGAUGAAGCACUUUCAAUUUCGACAAAUAAAACAAAUCAAAUCUUGAUCAAAAGUAGUCAAUCAACAGCAGUAAAAACUAUCGAUUCGCCUCUGAAGGUCCGAUCUCGACCGACCAGUCUUCGUAAAAUUAGAGUUGUCAAAGUUCCAAAAUAA
Messenger RNA from Adineta ricciae, 2748 nucleotides. NCBI's taxonomy places the organism in Eukaryota, Metazoa, Rotifera, Eurotatoria, Adinetida, Adinetidae. The record is from the annotation of a GenBank genome assembly.